AUGACUUUCGGAUUCUCUGAACUUUACAUAGGUACAGAAGUUACCUUCACCGCGCCAUCACUCCAAAAAUGGUGGGAGCUUGAUGGUGGCGCUGGGCCUCCUUUUGCCGUGUUCAAAUAUCUUUGCCACAGUGCGACAGACAGCGACAAGAAGGCAUUCAUGCGAAUCUAUUUCCAGAUUCCUAUCGAAGGAACUGAGUACCAACGCCCCGAGGUUCGACAACGACAGGCCGCUUCACGAAAGCAUCAAGAGCUAGACGUGCUAAAGGAUCUGAAACUACAACAAUGUCCCGUGGUACCGAACCUACUCGCCUAUAAAGAAGGAAAACAAGGCAACGAUGGCCUUGUCCCAGAUGGAUACAUUACACACGUUGUGUGGGAUAAGGUCCCCGGGAAGUCACUAAAUCAGGAUAAAGUCUGGGAUCCUAAGUCAGGUCCAUUACGCAAGGCCGUGGGCGCAAAGUUCCGCGAUGUCUGGGAACGUUAUGGAUGGGAGCCAGGGAUGCCUAGACUGGAGAACAUCAUCUACGAUGAGGUUACAGAGACGAUGCACAUUGCAGGCUUCCGAGACCCCGCCCCCCUUGAGCUCGAAAAGAGAUUUACUGAUAUGACCUUUGUUGACUGGGGCUUGGCUAUACCACCUAGUAAGGCCGGUUUGGGAAAAGGACAGCACCAAGUGGGCUUGGUGAUCCGCAUAAAUGUCCAUUGCUUUAUAUGA
This is a messenger RNA of Penicillium mononematosum, 717 nucleotides long. RefSeq lists its product as uncharacterized. NCBI's taxonomy places the organism in Eukaryota, Fungi, Ascomycota, Eurotiomycetes, Eurotiales, Aspergillaceae. The record is from RefSeq and is a predicted model, not a curated record. The coding region runs from base 1 to 717 and encodes 238 amino acids. The transcript has 4 exons.